UGAUCCCAAGAGUGAUUCAAAGACCACCAAAAGUGAUGACGAUUUGUCACUUUUACGCCAAAGGGUACUGUCGUUACGGCAAUAACUGUCGGUUCCAACACAUCGACAACACUCAAGACUAUUAUCAAAAGACUUACCAAAACAGUCGGCAAUACGAUGGCAGACACACACAGACGGCUAACACUUCCAAUAAGAUUGGCUUCAGUUUCAACAAAACUCUCGAUAAUAUAACGACAAGUAAUACAAAUCCAGUGCUUCCGCAGAGGUUUCAAUUGAGUAGCUCUUCGGCCAACUAUAGACCAAAUGAGACACAAAACACUUCGUUCGCCAGAAAUGGGUUUCAAUUUGCGAACAGCGGUUCCACUCCUGCGGUCAACCAAAGGGUGGGAGCCUUUAGUUUCAACCGAACUCUUCAGCAGAUAUCCGGUGGUAAUGGAGUAGUGGUGGACGAUAUGGACAUGGAGUCGACGGCCAUCGCAUCCAUGCGACCCAAUAGUGUGUCGCGUGAACCACAACCCACUGGUUUUGGCGGCUUUUCGCAGACAAACACCAGUUUUGGAUCAAACAGACCGUUGAUGUCACCCAAACUGGACACAAUGGUCACCAAGACCUCGACAUUUGAUGUACACACCACCACUACUUCUGUUCCACAACCAAAUGAUGACAUCUAUUCCAAAGACUCGGAUUUGACGCCACAAGACAUGAGACAAUACUCGUCCACUGCAUUCACUUACAAAUCGAUACCUAUA
Messenger RNA from Oppiella nova, 749 nucleotides. NCBI's taxonomy places the organism in Eukaryota, Metazoa, Arthropoda, Arachnida, Sarcoptiformes, Oppiidae. The record is from the annotation of a GenBank genome assembly.